Messenger RNA from Sardina pilchardus (European sardine), 4403 nucleotides. RefSeq names its product 1-phosphatidylinositol 4,5-bisphosphate phosphodiesterase delta-3-A-like. The coding region runs from base 207 to 2540 and encodes 777 amino acids. Gene Ontology annotation, molecular function: calcium ion binding; phosphatidylinositol-4,5-bisphosphate phospholipase C activity. Lineage: Eukaryota; Metazoa; Chordata; Actinopteri; Clupeiformes; Clupeidae. The transcript is spliced from 15 exons. Gene Ontology annotation, biological process: lipid metabolic process; phosphatidylinositol-mediated signaling; release of sequestered calcium ion into cytosol. The record is from RefSeq and is a predicted model, not a curated record.
UCUUUUUGCACUGAAAUAAAGGUCAGAUGAAGGAAACUUUCCUCACGAACUUCGUCUUUGAUCAACAUGAAGAUCUUUUGAGGGACUAAGUUUGACUUAAACCAGAGGGCGUCAUACACACACACCAAACGAAUUUAAACAUACGACGCUCGGGUUAUAGAAACGGUUUCUGAAGUCACGGCAGUCGUGCGGAUCGCCUCGGGAUCAUGUUUGGGCAAAGCAAGAAAUCCAGCACCGCACGAACCGAAGCCAAAGCGUGUGCCGCGAGGAUGUUGGAACCUCUCCGACGGUUGGGUGUUCUUGAUGAUGAAGAUGUGUGUGCGAUGCAGAAGGGCUCCACGUUGGUCAAGGUUCGUUCUCAGCGUUGGCAGAAGAGUCGAAGCUUCAGACUCCUGGAGGACGGAGUCACCAUCUGGUGCGAAUCAAACAAGAGCUCACGCAAGGCCCGCAAACUACAGACAUUCUGUGUGACGGAGGUGGAGUGUGUGCGUGAGGGCUGCCAGUCGGAGGUUCUGCGUUCUCUGUGUGGUUCCGUGUCGGAGGGCCAGUGCUUCACGCUGGUGUUCCGUGGCCCACGCAAGAGUCUGGACCUGCGCUGCUCCAGCGGCCAGGAGGCGCAGCACUGGGUACGCGGCAUACGCACCCUCAAGGAGCGCCUCAGCAACAUGACCCAGAAGGACAAGCUCGACCACUGGAUCAAUGGCUACCUACGGAGGGCCGAUCUGAACCAGGACGGGAAGAUGACGUAUGACGAGGUCCAGCACCUGCUCAAGAUGAUCAACAUCGACCUCAAUGAGCAAUACGCACGCUCACUCUUCAAGAAGUGUGACCGCUCGUGUAACGGGCGCUUGGACCCAGGGGAGAUCGAGGAGUUCUGUCGGGAGCUGCUGCGGAGGCCAGAGCUGGACGCCGUGUUCCGUCGUUACUCUAGCAACGGCUACGCGCUGACCACUGCUGAGCUGCGCGACUUCCUGGGAGACCAAGGAGAGGACGCCUCCCUAGACCACGCCCACCAGCUCAUACACACCUUUGAGCUCAACGAUUGGGCCCAGGAGCAUGUUGUCAUGACGCAGAACGGCUUCACGAUGUACAUGCUGUCUCGUGAGAACGACGUCUUCCAGCCGGAGCACAGCCGCGUCUUCCAGGAUAUGACACGCCCCCUCGCCCAUUAUUACAUCAGUUCCUCCCACAACACCUACCUCACCAAGGACCAAGUCACCAGCGCCAGCAGCACAGAACCUUACAUCAGAGCUCUUAACCAGGGCUGUCGGUGUGUGGAGCUGGACUGCUGGGAUGGUGAUAAGGGCGAGCCCAUGAUCUUCCAUGGACACACACUCACCUCCAAAGUGCCCUUCAAGGAGGUGAUCAAGACCAUCGCCCAGUACGCCUUCAAGGCGUCCCCGUACCCUCUGAUCCUGUCUCUGGAGGUGCACUGCUCGCUGGAGCAGCAGGCCGUGAUGGCCCGUCACCUGCGCUCUCUGCUGGGCCGCCGCCUGCUCACCCGCCCCCUCAGCCACUCGGACCUCCACAGCCUGCCAUCGCCUGAGGACCUAAAGGGGCGGAUCCUAGUGAAGGGGAAGAAGAUGAUUGGCCAGCUGGGCAAGACUGGCAGCUGUGCCAGCUUCUCCUCCAGCUCUGAUGAUGAGGCUGGGGGCGGGGCUAAGACUGGAAAGGUGUGUACCAAGAUCAGUGCAGAGCUGUCGGACCUGGUGGUUUACUGCUGCAGUGUUCCGUUUCGGACGUUUGAGGAAGCGGCCCAACGCUCUCCAUCUGAGAUGUCGUCUUUCUCCGAGAAUGAUGCCCUCAAACUCAUCAAGGACUCAGGUAAGCAGCUGGUGUGUCUGAACAGCCGGCAGCUCAGCAGGAUCUACCCGUCUGGCCAGCGCCUGCAGUCCUCCAACUACGACCCCCAGGACAUGUGGAACGGAGGAUGUCAAAUGGUGGCUCUAAAUUUCCAGACGCCAGGUGAGCAGAUGGAUCUGAAUCAGGGGCGUUUCCUGGUCAACGGUCGCUGUGGUUACGUGCUGAAGCCGCACUUCCUGUGUGAGAGCAACUCCGACUUCAACCCUGAAAACACCGGAGGAGGACCGGGACACACUCCUACUCAGCUCACCAUACGGGUGAUUUCGGCACAGCAGCUGCCAAAGGUGAACACGGAUCGGCCGAACUCCAUCGUGGAUCCUCAGGUGUGGGUGGAGAUUCACGGGGUGGCCAUCGACUCCACCCGCGAUAAAACACACCGCGUGGACAACAAUGGUUUUAACCCUAGGUGGGACUGCACGCUCUCCUUUCAGCUGCAGGUUCCUGAUCUGGCGCUUGUGCGCUUCGUGGUGGAAGAUCACGAUCACACGGCCAAGAAUGACUUUGUGGGACAAUUCACCCUGCCCUUCACCAGCCUCAACACAGGUUACCGUCAUGUGCAUCUCUUGCGGGCGGACGGCGUGAGCCUCUCCCCGGCCUCCCUGUUCGUCCACAUCAAGAUCACACGGCAGGGGAGGACGCCGGUCCGCACAGUGGCUGAGCGCAUGGGCAAGGCCUGAGUUCUCGGCUGGAAUGCAUGAUUGGUUCGUUCCUCACAGGGCGAAGUGGAAGAGACCUCCCAUUGGCUAGAGUCCUGUUGUGCUGAGAUGAACUUUGCAAGAGCCAAUCAGAAGGGGUGUUGUAGUUGUAGGGUGGAGCCAGUGAACUGUGUGGUGAAGCAGUCGCCAUGGCCACGUAAACACAAGGAGCAGUCGCCAUGGCCACGUAAACACUAGGAGCUUCAUCGGCCCGAUUUAAAAUGACAUCGUGUGGCAUUGCUAUGACGUUGCUAUGGCGUAGCUAUGUAAUUAAAUUAUCUGCCGUUGCUAUGACAUCCUGUGGCGUUGCUAUGUAAUGACGCAUGAACAUUUCAUAUUGGUUUUAUGUUGUAACAUUAACAGUUCUUUUUACAUAACUUGUAGUGCUGAUAUUGUUUGAUCCUGGUGGGUACAUACUGUAUGUCUGUUUGUGGACAGGCUCAUUCAGAAGCUGCCCGCAUAGACAGCUAUUCCCAGACUAAAGGGCUGUGCAAGUUAGCAUGAGAGUGACUGAACGUUUCUCUGAUCUUAAGAGAGUCGACAUGAAGGAUUUCAAAUGAACAGUAUUGUAUGAUGUUUACUUUUAGUUGAAGUGAGUAAGAAAAUGAUGUCUCUGGUGAAGUGAAGAUUGAACUCUGGCUGAACUCCCAACACACAUGAUGUGCUCGCGUGACAUUGCUGGCUCUUUGAUGCAAGUCAAUAGAAAUGAACUGUCACUGCAAGAUGGCAUACAUUAUCACAUCGCAAUACAUUAAGUUGCCUUCACCUAUAAUACACAGGGGUGUUGUGACUUGACAUAGGCUGCCAUUGCUAUUUUAUUUUAGUAAACUAAAAUAACAGCAAACGCAUUGUGAGAUGGUCACUGCACAUCACAUUAUGGGAGUCUGUCACUUUGUUGAUUUUUUGUGGUUUAGAACAGACAUGGGUCUUGCAGGACGACAAAUGAUGUUUGCAGAGACAGACCAUAACAAGACAGACUACAUAAUUCAGUCCCAAACAUCUAACACGGCCACCAAAAUAGCAUUACUUGUGCUUGUCAUGCUUUUCCAUAACUAUUGCAUGGAUGUCAUAGAGCAUCGCCAUCUAAUAUAUGCACUGAACAUGACGAUGGCUCAGGGAUUGAUUGGUCACUCAUGCACCGCAACAUGGCAACUGUUUAAUUACAGGGCCUCAAAAUGAGAUUGAUGGGUAACAUAUCUUGUCACUCACUCAAUAGCCAGGCUCCUUGAGGCAUUUACAUGGUGUGCACUGUGUUAUUACGGUGUGCACUGUGUUAUUACAGUAAGCAGUUUACAUGGUGUACACUGAUAGGACCCCAGGAAGAAUAGCUGGUUUGACCAGGCUAAUGGGGAUCCCAAAUAAAACCAAAACCAAACACUGUGUUAUUACGGUAAACAGUUUACAUGGACAAAGUGAUGACUACAAAGACAACCAUCAACAGAAUCUUGUUGCUGCACUGAAAUAUGAUAAUGACCUAUGAAACUGAAAUAUGACCAUUACCAUGAAACUGGCCCAAAACAUGUUGCUUCAAGUCAGCAGUAAGUGCCUCUUAUGAAAAAGAAAUAUAGGAACUAACAUAGGAACGACAAGUAUGUUGUGACAAAAUAUUAAAGUAAUCUUAAAGAUGUUCUAAGCAAUGUUUCGUGGUUUCUAAGCUAAAAAUGUUUUGGUUGCAUACAGCAAACAUGUCCUCACCACCCGCUGUGCCCUGAAUACACUGUAAAACACACAGUUGUCUACAGACAGCCCAGGCUCGAAAAACAGCAUGGUGCAACCUGGGCCAUGAAAAACAACACACUGUUUCAGCCAUUCACAGACGAGAUGCAUGUUCAGGACAGUUUACAU